UCUGGCGUCGUUCAUAUGAUUUUGGAUGAAAUUGUGGGUAAAAUACCUCGUUUCGGCCUUUGGGACCAUAUAUUUGAGCAUUGUUUUCUCUUUUGUGAAAAAUGUAUUUAGGUUUGUGGGUUUGAAGGCGUUGAAACUUUUAUUACUUCAUGUAAAUAUUAAGGGAGCAAUGCUCGAGCAUGAGGAGACUAAGGCAAAAAAGAUUCUUUUUUACCAAUAAUGCCGCGAAAAUCAUAUGCGGAACAAAGCUGUAAUGCUUUUCCAGGUAUUGGGGCUAUGAUUCUUACUUCCAGUUUCAACGUGAAUUGACGUGUUAAUGAUUCGAGUCACAAAUGCAAUAUCGAAUCUUCAACAGUUACUGUACUGUCUCGUAGCUUACCGUACCCCUUAAAAAAUCUUCGACUUUUGCUUAGCAUGAGAUCCGCUGACAUGCAAUCGCGAAACCGAUAUAAGUAAUUUUAUUUUUAAUUUGGUUGACGUCACCACACAAAACAUCGGAGUGAAAAACGAAUGCCCCAAGAAGUUUUGAAAUGAAUGAAAGUACGGUAAUAACUUUCUAUCGACAACAACAAUCUUUAACCACUUAAAAUUUCUCAGCAAUUAGUCCGGUGGUUACCGAAAAAAGAGAUUUUUCACAACAACAAAAUGAAAACAACACAAUAAUUAAUUACGUGUCCAAUAAAUGCCUCAGGCAGAAGAUGCACGGCGUCGGACAAUUUCUAAUUUUAAGUUUUAAAUAAAAUUGCUUACCUAAUAAUCCAAUCUCCGUAAUAUUAAUAGGUGAUUCAAUGAAAAGUUGGUAAAUAAACCAUCAAAUACUUCUUUUGGUUUCUGGUAGGUAUUAUUCAUUACAAACGAAAAAUAAAAUUCUAAAUAUAUACUUACAUUUGAGAAUUUUGAAAUUAUUUAUAGGUAUUAUCUGAGUUAUGAAACCAAGCUUGGAUUUGGAUAAAAAUUUCGUAUAAGUAUAAGGAGAUUAAAGAAACACCAGGAAACUUUGGUAUAUAAAAUAUAUCUGUAGAAAUUGUGAAAAACUGCGGUAGACACCGAAAAUUAAAAAAAAAUGUGGAUAAUAUACCUGCUUAAUAUAUAUAUAUGCGUGAUAUUGAAGUUGAAAAGAUUCGCGCUACUCUCGUGGAAAAGUUCAUAUUUGAGCUUUCUUUAGUCUACUCCAGACUAAAUGAUGAAUAGACAAUCACAUUGGUGGUAAAUGGACAAACGAUUGACACACAAUGCGUACGAUGACAUUGGAUUUUUGCUACAGGCAGUUCUAUAAGACGACUAGACCAAGCGUAAGGUGUUGUUACAUGAAUAUUACUUGUGGAUAACAAGUACAUAUGGCUGAAAGCCUGAAUAUACGCCAAAGAGAUUUACGUUUCGUGGAUCAAACUGCUUGUAAUUCGCUACAUAUCUUUCGUAUAUCGGACUGCUAAUAUAGGAUUUUUUGAAUCUUUUUUUAUUGUUGAUAAAAUUCUGUAUCGUUCAUCGUUCCCUGCGUGAAGUAUGUAGAUUGAAGAAGUAAUAUGACAGUUGAACGAUUUUGGAUAAAUAGCAAAGCUGUAAAACAGUAAGGUGUACAGGAAAAGUAAAUACUAUUAAUAUAUAGCACAAUCGAUUACAGCAAGGUAGCCUAAAAGUAUAACCUCAAAUAUUUUUUUGUGUUUACUUCUCUCUGCACGAUAACAAUCACGAUGUUUUAUUCAUUUAGCGAUAAAAAAAAAAUUCACUAGGCCGAAGUCAGAUUUUGUUUGUUGGGUGCAAUUUGUCAUUUGUGUAUUAACUUUGAAAAGGGAGCUGUUUUGCCUCUAUUAUAAAAUCUGGGUAACUAAAGUACAAAUGGGUAAAUCACACGGUUUGAAACUGUUUAUUGUAAGAUAAAACAAAAAAGCAAAUAAAAAAAAUAUUGAUUUCAAAUACUUGCUUAUGUCUAAAUUACAGUGUUCAAAAAUAUGAAAAUUAUUACUGCAAUUGUCUUGUGUUGGAUUUGCUUGAGUUCGUGUAAAAAAGUUUCAGUUCCGCGCCAAUGUAUCCACAAAAUCGAUGGUACGGAUGGUGUUGUUGAAUUUCCCGGAAUGACGUUUAACGAUAAAGCUAGAAAAUUAUUUACAGAAGGGAGGAAAAUGGGAAGAAUUUGUAUCGUACACGGAAAAAUACCAGAACAUAAAGAUUUGAUAUUGAAAAUAGAUCCGUCAGUUUCAUCCAAAAACUGGAUAUCGAUUGGUGGAAGGAUUUCAGAAUACGGCGAUUGGGAAAAUAUGGCCAUUUUGUAUUACAAUGAUCAAGGAUCAGUUAAUGUGUAUACGGAUCAUCAAUAUCGUACAUUUACAAGAGAUGGUGAAAACGGGACAAAAGAAAUAAUGCUUCCAGGAUACAAAUUUGGCCAUUUAAGAAUUGUCUUCCCACGAAAAAAGACAAAUUUUACAAUUUCAUACUGGUGGACUGAUACCCGAGGGCCCUGUAAACCGCUAACUGACAUAGCUGACAUAGUAACGUGUACUGAUAGAAGAAGGGUGAAUUCAAAUUGCACAGUGAGGUGUAAGGCUGGACUCGCUCCUUCGCCGAUAUUAUACAAUCUAGCCAAAGAUGAAAUGAGAAGGAAACUUCCUCUAAUGUCGACAACGUGCCGGGGAAAUGGUUUUCAGCCGCCGGACUGGUUUCCUAAAAUUUCAACAACUUACUACCGAAUGAGCUUCGAUAUGCAACCAUUCUUCCAUGGGUUCAUUCCGCCACAGCUGAUUCCGGUACAGAGAGUGGAACCAGAGGUCGAAGAAUGGUAUCGUGCUAUAAUGAUCCACCCAACGAUGGUGGAUAUUUGGGGAGAAGAUCCAAUGAAUUCGCACAAAUGCGUUAGUUUGGAAAACAUAGCUGAUGUCUGUUUUGGAGCAGCAAGGCCAAGAAUGGUCACGGAUGGGAUUGUGAAUUCUUGGGUCGACAGUUGCAAUUAUCCAAUUGAUUACAUUCUGGAGUUAUUCGGCGAAGAUGGAGACACUGGAACUGAUCCCGACACAAUUCCCCUACCAACUAAACUUACACCAAAGGAUCGAAUUUUGCAAAUGGAUUCCGAAGCGAAAUUACAACUUCUUAUGAAAUUAAUUAAACAGAGAGAAAGAUAUUUUAAAUAUGUUACUGCAAGAGAAGAGAAUCCUUGCGUAGUAAAUGAGUACGAAGAUCUGUAUAAUACUUUACGAAAACAAGUUACAACCUCAAAGGUAGACAGUAUUUGGGAUGAGUUCAGAGGACAAGUAGAUGAUAAGUGUAACCAAAAACUUAAUAUGGAUACUGGACGGAAACCUCACUGUUCUUCGAACAUUUGUGAAUUAGUCAAAGUAAAACUGAGUGGUGGAAAAACAACGUACAAAUAUAAGUACAAGUGUGCAAGCUUUAGAGGACCUCGCCGCCGCGGUGAGUGUAUUAUUUGCAGACACGGAAAGAACAAACUAUGUCAAACUCCAAAGGCAUCUGGAUAAUCGGGAAAAGGUUCAAUAGCAAUUCAAUAUAAAACGGUUCACAGUGUUUACAUUCUUGCCACGAUGAAGAUACAAAUAAUCAGUUGAAAACAAAAAGUUGUACUGAACCCACUCAACACAUUAUCAUAUUAUAAUCGCGCUGAUUCUACUUUUCAUAAUAAAUAAAUUGUUCAAUGAGAAUUUAACAUAGUCUCGAAACGUCGGGUAAAAUUAUUAAUAUCCGAAUGAAAUUUAAGUUUGUUUAUGUGAGUAUAAUCAGUCAACCGUUAUUAGUAAUCAUUACACCACGAAAGUUUUAAUUAUGCUGACUGUUUGUCAAUACAAAAAUGUCACCAUACCGGUUGCAAAAACUUAUUUUCGAGGUAUAUAUAUCGUUCGCUAAA
Messenger RNA from Styela clava, 3850 nucleotides. The record is from RefSeq and is a predicted model, not a curated record. Lineage: Eukaryota; Metazoa; Chordata; Ascidiacea; Stolidobranchia; Styelidae.